Molecule: messenger RNA, 555 nt
Organism: Filobasidium floriforme
Lineage: Eukaryota; Fungi; Basidiomycota; Tremellomycetes; Filobasidiales; Filobasidiaceae
Product: GAF domain-like protein
Exons: 5
Coding region: 1-555 (184 amino acids)
Cellular component (GO): cytosol
Molecular function (GO): L-methionine (R)-S-oxide reductase activity; protein binding
Source: RefSeq, a predicted model, not a curated record
AUGCCUCACGCCGACGCAGCUUUCGUACCGGAUGACAUAAAGACCAAAGCAGCGUUCUAUGCUCAUGUCGAGGAAUCCAUCUCGGCCUUGGUGGACGGACAGGACUACUGGGUAUCCAACUUUGCCAACGCCAGCUCGGUCUUGUACAACUCGUACCUCGGAUCAAGUUUAUACGGACGACGAGACGAUGGCGAGCCGGUGGUGAACUGGUGUGGCUUCUACGUACAUCCUCCUGAGCAAUCGCGAUCAGGACCCCUCCUCUUGGGACCCUUCUGCGGUCGACCUGCUUGUCAGGUAAUCCAAACGAAACCGGGAAAAGGAGUUUGUGCGGAUGCGUUUUUGAAGAACGAGACUCUGGUCGUUGGAGACGUGCAUACCUAUCCGGGUCAUAUCGCAUGCGACGCUUUAUCGCAAUCGGAGAUCGUCUUGCCGCUCAAGAGCCAAAAGGACGGAGUUACCGUGGGCGUGCUUGACCUCGAUAGCACGGUCAAGAACACCUUUGACGACGAGGACAAACGGGGUCUCGAGCGGAUAGUCGCGUUGCUCAAGAUAUGA